Gossypium arboreum is the source of this 4267-nucleotide messenger RNA. RefSeq names its product nuclear poly(A) polymerase 4-like. The record is from RefSeq and is a predicted model, not a curated record. Gene Ontology annotation, molecular function: RNA binding; poly(A) RNA polymerase activity. The transcript is spliced from 11 exons. NCBI's taxonomy places the organism in Eukaryota, Viridiplantae, Streptophyta, Magnoliopsida, Malvales, Malvaceae. The coding region runs from base 662 to 2548 and encodes 628 amino acids. Gene Ontology annotation, cellular component: nucleus.
UAUUAAUAUUAAUAUUAUUAAUUAACUAUAUAAUAAUCCAGCAACAAAUAAAUUUGUAAAUAAAAUACACAAAUUUUAUUCGUGUUGUGUUCAUUUAUUUUAAUGGAAUAAUUCAUGAAUUGUUUAUCAACCUCGCCAUAUUUAUUGCCACAGUGAAAGCAUAAUUAUACUAAAAAAAGAAAAAAUAAACCAGAAAAAAGAAAAAAGAAAAAAAAACACCUACCAAACACUCCCUUAACCGACCGAAACGGCAAAAGCCCUCCACUCUUUCAAGUUCCACCCUUCUCCAUUUCUCUCUCGCGUCAUUGUGCACUGUUCUACGAAGUCGAGUUUAGAUCUGUUUGAAAUUUCGUGUUUGAGCUUCUUCGUUGAAUCUCCCGAACAGUUUCAACGAAUUUGGGUUCUGAUCCGUUCUCCGCUAGUUUCUUUUUUACUCAAAACUGCAUCCGCAACAAAAGAGAAAAAAAAUCGGAACUUUUCAUUUUUCAAUUUCUUCUGUUUUUUUUUUCUUGCGGUUCAUGUUCUAAUCUAAAUUCCUUUAUGAUUUGCUGAAUUGGUUUGAUCCCCAUUAUUGUUGCUUGAAAUUGUAUCGAUUUGUUUGUUAAAUCCAAACUUGCGUGUUUUCCGGGUGGUGUAUUGAGUUUGUUUAGUACUAUAACCGAUGGGUUCUCGGAACCCGAACGGAUCUUUGCCGCAGCUAUCACAACCUUCGAAGUACGGAAUCACGAAACCGAUUUCCCUUGCGGGGCCAAGUGAGGCUGAUGUUCAGCGGAAUACGGAAUUAGAAAAGUUUUUGAUAGAGUCAGGGCUUUACGAGAGCAAAGAAGAAGCCGCAAAAAGAGAGGAGGUUCUUGGCCGUAUCACUGAGAUUGUAAAAAUAUGGGUAAAGCAAUUAACUCGUCAAAGGGGCUAUACUGAUCAGAUGGUGGAGGAAGCAAAGGCUGUCAUUUUUACUUUUGGAUCUUACCGUUUAGGGGUACAUGGACCUGGGGCUGAUAUUGACACUUUGUGUGUUGGGCCUUCUUACGUGAAUCGAGAGGAAGAUUUCUUCAUCAUUUUGCAUGAUAUUCUGGCUGAAAUGGAAGAAGUAACUGAACUUCAGCCGGUUCCAGAUGCUCAUGUCCCAGUAAUGAAAUUUAAGUUCCAAGGGAUAUCGAUUGAUCUUCUUUAUGCUAGUAUAUCUCUUUUGGUUGUUCCAGAUGACCUUGACAUCUCAUGUGUGUCUGUGCUUCAUAAUGUUGAUGAGCAAAGCGUUCGAAGUCUUAAUGGGUGCAGGGUUGCUGAUCAAAUCCUUAAACUUGUUCCAAAUAUUGAGCACUUCCGCACAGCACUUAGAUGUUUGAAGUUUUGGGCCAAAAGGCGUGGUGUUUAUUCCAAUGUUACUGGAUUUCUAGGAGGUGUAAAUUGGGCUCUUCUUGUCGCACGCAUCUGCCAGCUUUAUCCCAAUGCAAUACCUAGUAUGCUGCUUUCUCGAUUUUUUAGAGUAUAUACUCAGUGGAGGUGGCCCAACCCAGUUAUGUUAUGUUCGAUAGAAGAGGAUGAACUUGGCUUUCCUGUCUGGGAUCCACGGAAGAAUCCUCGGGACCGGUUUCAUCAUAUGCCAAUAAUAACUCCUGCAUACCCUUGCAUGAAUUCUAGUUACAAUGUCUCUGUAAGCACCCUUCGUGUUAUAAUGGAACAGUUCCAAUGUGGUAAUGGAAUAUGUGAGGAGAUUGAGCUAAACAAAGCUCAAUGGAAUACUUUGUUUGAACGAUAUCUUUUCUUUGAGGCAUACAAAAACUAUCUACAAGUUGACAUUGUUUCAGCAGAUGCUGAUGACUUGCUGGCUUGGAAAGGCUGGACGGAGUCGCGGCUUAGACUGCUUACCUUAAAGAUAGAGCGGGACACAAAUGGAAUGUUGCAGUGUCAUCCUUACCCAAACGAGUAUGUAGAUAAAUCCAAGCUGUUCCCACAUUGUUCUUUCUUCAUGGGCUUGCAAAGGAAAGAGGGAGUGAGUGGUCAAGAAGGUCAACAAUUUGACAUACGUGGAACAGUUGAUGAGUUCAGACAAGAGAUAAGCAUGUACAUGUAUUGGAAACCAGGAAUGGAUAUUUAUGUUUCUCAUGUUCGUAGAAGGCAGCUCCCUGCCUUUGUUUUCCCUGAUGGAUAUAGACGGCCUCGAACAUUGAGGCAUCCGAACCGGCAUACUGAAAAAGCUUGUGAAGAUGUCACAAGGUCACAAUCUGGUUCUGCAGAAAGACGAAUUAAGAGAAAACAUGAUGACGAGGCAGUAGAUGAAAAACUGAGCAAACCUAGAGACUGUAGUACAAGCAAUUUUGGAGGAACAUCUCAUAUUAGCAUUGGUCAAGAAGCUAAACUAGAGUACCUAAGAACUGGGGAUGUUGAUAGCAAUUCUGAUAGGCUGUUAGACCGAGAAAAAAGAUACGAGGAGAUUACCAUUCAACAGGCUAGAACUGAUGGUCAGGGGUCCCUCACCACAUGUGGGCUGACUUCUUUACAUGUAGAUAAUUUGUCAAUAGUUAGAAAUGUAGGAUCACAGGAACAGUGAGUGAACUCAGCUGUGUAAAGUCAGCUAAACAGAUGGGUGAACCUGUUAGACAGCAGUUGCUUUCUCCAUCUGAAGUUCCUGAUUCUGAAACAAGGGUAAUAUACAGGCCUGGCUUGAAUGGGAUAACGGGGAAUUUUGCAUCAGCUUACAUGGAAAAUGAAGAGAUUGGAUCUUUUAUGAGAAUUUUAAACUGGAAAAGUGGUGAUGUUGGGGUUGAUCAAGAGGUGGUCAAACCAUGUGAUCAAACAGCAGUAGUUGAAACUGCUGAAUGCGUAUGUCGGUCUAGUUCCAAUGUGCAGAACCUCAAUUGCAGGGUGAGUUUCUUUGUUUGAUGUGUUUGGGUUAAAAAGAUUGUAGCACAAGGCUGUGAGAACAAGGAACGUUCUGGAGAUAGCGAGUCAGGGAUCAAUGCAGGCUGCUGUAAUGCAGUAGAGAUUUGGAUUCACUUCUGGAAAAUGGACAUCUGAAUUCUGGUGUUGUUUUCCUAAACAGCUUGUCUGAAGGACUAAAGGUUUUGAAUUCAACUUCUGAACAUAAAUUACUUAAUUUAUCAUCUACCUCAUAGUAGCUGGUUUUCCUACUGUUUUGUUUUCUAUUUAGGAUGCCUUUUUUUGUUCCGUGUCUUUGUAGUUCAGACAUUGUGACUGUCAAUCCUGGUUUUUGUACUUUAAUCUUGAGUAACGAGGUUUUGAGCACCUAAAUGAUAUUAACUUGAUGUUUAAUGGUGCAGGAACAAAAUAUCAGAUGACUUCAAGGAUCUUAUUUCUAAUUAUUUUUCUCUAGGAAUUCUUUCAGCUACUUCAUUUAUUCAUUGAAAUUUUGUCUAGUUGUCUCUUCCUAAGCUUUUUAUCAUGUUAAUUCUUUGCCCAGUCAAUCUCCUAACUGGUGCAUAUGUGGUGGCAGGUCCUGCACCACCAUCAUACGUGCUGUGUUUCCAGUAAUUGUGCUUUAGACACUGACUCUGUUUUGUGUCUAAGACUCAGCUACUUUACCCUCUCUCUUUUUUGACUGUUCUUGUGGACGUAACUGCCCAUUUGUACUUCCACUUUGUUGUACACGCAGAUGUUGCAGUUACGAAGGUUGCAAAUUCUCAAGAUGGAGCUAGGUCAGAAACUUUGUAGAAGCCAGUAAUGAGGCUGAGUUUGAAGUCAAUGUCACAAUGUACUGUGGAUGGUGCAUUGGGAGAAUCUUUGUUUCCAAAGGAUUAAAGCCAGCGUCUUGUAAGUGUUACUCUAUUUGCUGGCUUACAUUCUGGAUUUACAGGUACACUGUAGUGGCAGCAUAAUUGGCCAUACGGAUCCAUUCUUUGGCUGUUCUGUUUAGGCGUAACGUGCUGUGUGGAUUUAGUUUGGAGGAGCAAAGAAACUUUACGAAAGCUGGUGUUUUGAAGACUCGACUACAUCUCAUUUUUGCAUCACUUGAGCGCUGUGGCACACUAGCCUCUAUUUAUUGAACAAAUCAUUCAUAUUCCAUCAAGAAAUUGUAAAUCGAAUAGGAGUGUUGCUUGUAUCAUUUAGAUAAAUUUUUGGUAGACUUAUGUAGUCCAUUGUAUACUUGUAAUACAGUUUCAUCAAUGUUCUCUAAUUAACUUUAGUCUCUCCUUCUCAUUGUAUACUUUAUUACCUGUUCUGAUGGUAAGAAUUCCGAAGUGUAUUUUCACUUCUCAGUUGUGAAAUAAAAUGUUGGCAGAAUCAUUUGAUCUGUCUAAACCUUUAAAAA